Molecule: messenger RNA, 2238 nt
Organism: Trichoplusia ni (cabbage looper)
Lineage: Eukaryota; Metazoa; Arthropoda; Insecta; Lepidoptera; Noctuidae
Product: leukotriene A-4 hydrolase
Exons: 13
Coding region: 182-2149 (655 amino acids)
Biological process (GO): proteolysis; peptide catabolic process
Cellular component (GO): cytosol
Molecular function (GO): zinc ion binding; aminopeptidase activity; epoxide hydrolase activity
Source: RefSeq, a predicted model, not a curated record
AUCUUUUCGGAAAGUAGUCACGCGGGUUUUUCAAUUAAAUUUACUAAAUAGUGUUAGAAAUAAUACACAAAGAUCAUGUUCUAUUCUAUUAAAACAACCGGCAUACCAACACAGCACCUUAAACUGGUCAAAAUCAUAUAACUUUAGGAAUAAUUUCGAUGCCGACAUUUCGAAGAAAUCCAUGCACAGUUGUAAGAACUCUUUCCUCGUCCCCUCCUUGGGUGAAGGCCUCAAAAGAAUACCAUCUGGUUCUGCCCUGUGCCUCCUGCUUCCAGUCUUGAUAGCCCAAAAAAUUCAAGUAAGAGCUAUGGGUGCCUUGAGUCCUCUCGAUCCGGCUUCCUAUUCGCGCCCUGAAAAAGCUAUAAUAAAACAUAUAUCGUUGGCUCUGACCGUUGACUUUGAGAAGCAAAUAUUAUGCGGCUCUGCCACGCUGAACUUUGAUGUCCUUCAGGAUAUUAAUGAUGUGAUACUGGAUGUUAGUAAUCUUACCAUUGAGUCCGUUGAGGCCGAGGACGGCUCUCAACUACAGUACAAAGUCGGGGAUCACGUCCCGAACUUUGGUUCGAAGCUGACCGUGCUACUACCUAAGAAACUAGACAGCGGUGAAAAGUUAAAAAUUAAGAUCAAAUACUCUACGGAUCCUACAGCAUCCGCGUUACAAUGGCUGGAAGCCGAACAGACGUCAGGCAAAAAACACCCAUACCUCUUCAGUCAAUGUCAGCCUAUCCACGCUCGAUCCAUCCUACCGUGUCAAGACUCACCGGCUGUGAAGUUCACUUACGACGCCGAGAUCACAGCUCCUGAGGAGUUCACCGUCCUCAUGAGCGCGUUACGAGGCGAGGUCAAGAGUAACAAGACCACCUUCAGACAGCCCAUGCCACUACCCUCCUAUCUCGUGGCUCUCGCUGUGGGAGUUCUAGAGUCAAGGCAGUUGGGACCAAGGUCAUUAGUAUGGUCAGAGAAAGAAGAGAUCGAGCGCAGUGCGUGGGAGUUUGCGGAGACUGAGAAGUACCUCCAGGCGGCGGAGAAGCUGUGCGGCCCCUACGAGUGGCGCCAGUACGACCUGCUGGUGUUGCCGCCCUCCUUCCCCUACGGCGGCAUGGAGAACCCCUGCCUCACCUUCGUCACGCCCACACUCUUGGCAGGCGACAGGAGUCAAGCUGAGGUCAUAGUUCACGAGAUAAUGCACAGUUGGACGGGCAACCUGGUCACCAACAGGAACUUCGAGCACUUCUGGCUGAACGAGGGAUUCACAGUGUUCCUGGAGAGGAAGGUGGCUGCGUCGCUUAUCAAUGACAGCUCUGAGGCUAAGAAGAGCCGCGACUUCCACAGUCUGUUGGGACUGCAGGAGUUGAAUGAAGCGAUCAAUGAUAACUUGGGGCCGACCAACCCGUUGACGAAACUAGUCCUUAAUCUGACCAAUGUGCACCCUGACGACUCGUUCUCGACAGUUCCUUAUGAGAAGGGAUCCCUGUUUCUGAGGUAUUUGGAAGAUGUACUCGGGGGACCUCCGGUAUUCGAUGGCUUCAUCCGCUCUUACCUGUCGAACUUCAGCAAGCAGUCCAUCGACACUGACCAGUUCAAAUCGUACCUCCUGGACUACUUCAAGGACACGGACAAGCUGAACAGCGUCGACUGGGAGACCUGGCUGCACAAGAGCGGUAUGCCGCCCAUCAUUCCCAACUACGACACAUCGAUGACGAAAGUAAUAACGGCGCUACUGGUCAAGAUCGCAGACCCCAGUCACAACAUAUCGCACCAGGACGUCGCGUCGUUCACGCCGCACCAGAUGAUACACUUGCUUCAGCAGCUGGUAGAUAAGGAACCGCUACCCAUUGAUAAACUGCAGAAGAUUGGACAGGAGUACAAAGUCAACGAGAACACUAAUACGGAGAUUAAAUACAGAUGGCUAAGAAUGUGCAUAAGAAGCAAAGACUCGAGCAAAUUGAAGGACGUAUUUGACUUCGUCAACGGCCAGGGACGAAUGAAGUAUGUGCGUCCCAUUUACAGGGACCUCUAUGCUUGGCAGGAAGUCAGGAACCAGGCCAUAGACAACUUCUUGAAGAAUGAAAAGUACAUGAUGCACGUGUCUGCUUACACUCUGAGGAAGGACCUGCAUCUCGCUGAGAAGACUAAAGCUACAGAGUAGAAUUUUAUACGAGUUUAUAUUGUAAGAUAGUGUAUCUAUAAUUUUAUGCCAUAAUAUUGAGUUGAAUAAAAUUAUUUUAUGAUGUUUUA